Molecule: messenger RNA, 2922 nt
Organism: Opisthorchis viverrini
Lineage: Eukaryota; Metazoa; Platyhelminthes; Trematoda; Opisthorchiida; Opisthorchiidae
Exons: 14
Coding region: 1-2922 (973 amino acids)
Biological process (GO): DNA repair; DNA replication checkpoint signaling; replication fork arrest
Cellular component (GO): replication fork protection complex
Molecular function (GO): DNA binding
Source: RefSeq, a predicted model, not a curated record
AUGGCUGCUAAGAAGGGUGAAUGGAGACCUCGUUACCAUCGGCAUCAGGCUGACGCCGGUGUGGUUACCACACUUAUUACGAAAGCUCGUGAAACAGUGACUCGAGAGCGGCAAGCAGGAUUCUGGCUUCGAACGGUUGCCCAAGUCUCCACAUUCCAUCAGGUGCUAGAACGUCAUACGUGCAAACGAUCCACAAUUCUAGUAUUCCUGGAUUUCAAUGACGCAUUCGACUCGAUUGACCGGCCUGUUCUUCUUGACAAGCUUGCCCAUCAAGGAAUGCUCCGAAAGUUUGUAGACAUAAUAAAUUCUUUGUACUUCCAGACUCCCAGACGUGGAAGAGUAUACGGAGAGCUCUCAGAAAGUGGUGUCUGUCAAGGUUGCCUACUCUCUCCAUUCCUAAAAAAUUCCGUGAUCGACAAGACAAUGAAACGAACGCUGAAAGGUCAUCAAAACUAUGGUUUUCGAACAACUGCUGGGGAAAAACUUGUCAAUAUGGAAUAUGCAAACGACAUCGUUCUCGUCUUACAAGAUAAGAAGGAGCACCCCAUGUUGGCAGAUCCAGUUCUUCGAUACGCUGAUAUUCAGGCAUGCUGUGCAUGUCUGGGUUUUCGCGAGGACAAUGUCUACAAAAUUGACGCAGAUGCAGAAGCGUCGAUCCGGGCAUUGCUGCGUUACCUGCGAAAUGAGGGUCCAGACUGCGACGUACGGCGUGAGCUGGGAAGACUGAAAAUAGUUUCCAGUGACCUCAUUCCUCUUCUCUGUUCAUGCACCAAUGAAAACAAGAUACUCACAGAGUUGGCCAUCCGAUUACUGAUGAAUCUGACACAACCUGCACUAGUUUGUUUCCGACAGGAGAUUCCAAAGGACCGUGAUCUUUACGGGGCAUAUGCACAGGUGGAUGAUUUGCUAAAGUCCUACAAAAAGGAUUUCGCAAACGAGGAAUUGUUCCGGAUGCUCCACAACUUGGUCGGCGAAUUGCUUGAUCGAAAAUGGGAAGAAAGAAGCGAGGAGGACCGUCUUUUGAUUGAACGCAUUCUGAUUCUUGUCCGAAAUGUGCUUCAUAUCGCCCCUGAUCCAUUGGAGGAAAAGCGGACGGAUGAAGACGUUUCGGUACAUGACCAGCUGAUUUGGGCGAUGCACCUAUCCGGUUGGGACGAGUUGCUCCUGUUUUUGGGCAAUUCAGAAGAUGAACAAACGUUUGCCUUUCAUACUUUGGAAAUUAUAUCGCUAAUGCUUCGCCAACAGUACCAGUACGUCUUGUGGGUACAGUCCGGUUCUGUGACGGGAUUCAACAAGGUCAGUCUGAAGAUAUCCCAUGCAACGGGAAUUAGAAUGUUCGACGUCACAGAAACCGUGUGCAUAGGACUACGGGUUCUUAAAUUGCGCCUUUAUUCACUGUUGCUCAAAAGUGUUUCCAAAUUUUUCGGUCAGACACCCGACAUCUUGGCUUCUGCAGGAGAUGAAUCAAAAGAAGCAUCCAAGAUGAACGAAUCAAACCGAUUCGGUGGUACCUAUGAGUUGUUGAGCACACCUUCCCUGUCUGAGCGUCCCUUGAUUUACCAUCACGACAUCACGCCCUCUCUUGAUGUAAACUGUUCAGGGCAGAAAGCUGUGGACAGUCAUUCACACAGAGAAAUAAUGGAGACCGAGGUUGGGCUUGUGGACUUGGAUGUCGAUAAACGCACCUUCCGCAAGCCAAGGAAUCGGAAACCCGUAAUUGAACGCUCGGUUCAUCGGCGGUCCAUUUUAGCCGUUCAACUGUAUCUACAGAAAUUUUGCUGGCAGUUUUUGCAGUACUGCUAUAAUCCACUGAUGCGGACGGCCAAGGCAUCAUUGACUCGUCAGGCGACUCAAGAAAAUGAUGAGACCUAUUACUUGUGGGCAAUGCGUUUCUUCAUGGCUUUCUGUCGAGUGUACAAAUUCCGAUCGGAAUACUUAAGCGAAACUCUCAAUGCGGCCACCUUUCACUGGAUCUACGACCAAGUGAUGCACUACCGGGAGGUUGUUUUUUCCGAUAAGCGUGGUGGUGGAACGAAUCGUCGCGCUCUGCAAGCCUCCCGGCGUCUUGAGUUGGCCGUGGCUGCUUACCGUGAAUUCCUCACUUGUGUAGAACGAAUGUUUCGCGUCACAGCAUCUGAUCGAGUACCUGACAUAUCCGCGGGGGAAACUCAAGAAGCUGUCGAAGAGCGGUUACGGAUUCAGUCGACCGCUGCUGAAUCCAUCAUGGCGAACGUCUUCUACGUGUCCGAAUACCAAGAAGUUUAUCCCAUGCUGAUAAAGGACUUCAAUGAAGCCAUUCAAUCAAGGGAGCACCUACGCAAUCUGGUCGAAGGUUCACACUUGUUCAUAUCGUUAUUGGCAGAGCGCCUAAAGAGUGGCACUCAAACGUUAUUUGUACGCCGACGCAGGGUAGUUCGUCGGCGUCGCGCGCGAAGAGCGAAGCCUGUGAAAAGACGAACUACAGAAGAGGAAGAGGACAAUGAUACACCAGAGGUGCGCAAGCUAAGGCUAGAAUAUCAGUGGUCAAACCAGUUGGUGCAGCCAUUGAUAGACGGACUGGAGCGUCCGACUGAUACAAAUAGCCAAGAGAACGAAGAUCCUGAAGAAUCACGGUUGUUCGAUGCAACUUCUGGAGGAUCGGAAGCAAGACAGCUUCGGUCUGCUAUUCGUCGUGUUCAAUCAGCCUUAUUUGCUGGAGAAGCCCUAACUGCUCUGCGCCUGGCUCUUCGACUUUGGAGACUCUGGCCCGAAGUAGCUCCGAUCUCUGUUGACGAGAAUGAUCCAGUGCUCAGUGACGAUCGUACGGCCGGACUCAAUCCAAGCCAGCUGGCUAUUUUGGGAGCACUACGGCAAAUACAUUCCACUGAAUUUGAAGGCACGUUUCUUCUUCGGAGUUUACGAACAAUUUGUUUGUCCUUGUGA